Messenger RNA from Terrapene triunguis (Three-toed box turtle), 504 nucleotides. Its product is annotated as OCIA domain-containing protein 2-like. Gene Ontology annotation, cellular component: mitochondrial inner membrane. Lineage: Eukaryota; Metazoa; Chordata; Testudines; Emydidae. The record is from RefSeq and is a predicted model, not a curated record. The transcript has 5 exons. Bases 52 to 318 code for a protein of 88 amino acids.
AAUUUUUUUGUUUGUUUGUUUUUUUCAGGUCUUCCCUUGUCGCUAGGAAGCAUGCUCAUCACUCAAGGGCUAAUUUACAAUGGCUUGCUCUCAUCGAACCCAAGAUUUGGAUCAUUACCUAAAAUUGCAUUUGCUGGUGCCUUUGGUCUUGCCAUUGGGACGAUGUCAUACAUACGAGUAUGCCAGAGAAAGUUCCAGAGUAUAGGAGUUCAGCCAUUUGGUCCAGAAUAUAAAAGGCCCUGUCAUCAUACCUGCAAGGAAUGCGAAGCAAAUUUUGGAUCUAAUGGACAGGAAAACUCAAAGCCUUCAGCUUCAUAAUCCCAGAUCACGUUUCUUCUUUUUAAGAAUUUACUUCAUAUCUUGGUAUCUGAAUUGUAGAACUGACAAAGACGACAAAAUCCUGCAGAAAAAGUCUCUUCCUUCAAUAGCUUAUUCUGGACAGAAGAAAUUAAGCCUACAGUCAGGUGUAAACCAGUACACUGUGAGGAUUGGGUUGAUUUUUAA